GGUUAUUCUCUAUAAAAAAGUCCAUAGCUGUUAAUCACCCCCUUUCUCUUCCCCUUCUCUUUCUCCUUCCUGGAAACCAAACUCCUCCUCCUCCUCCUUCCCAAUCUUACAAAAAGCUAACAUCUUUCCAUUCAAAACACCACCUUUAACGUCUGUCUUCUCCUGCAACUCACCUUUGACUGCCGCCAUGGAUCCAACCUCAAGAUCAGCUAAUCAAAGUCGUCUCUUAAAGCAAACAAACUUCGAGCCGCCGACGAAGAAGAAGACUAAGAGCCAGCAUGAAGUUAAAGUGGUCCACUUCUCCAAUCCCGUGAGAGUCACCACCACGGCGGCCGACUUCCGAGCUCUCGUUCAGAAACUUACCGGCAGAGAUUCUCACAUCGACGAUUUCUUCGCAGGCGUUCCUCCGGAGACCACCGCCGGAAGAGUUUGCGAUAGCUACGGCUCCCUUGAUCUGCUCUCCGGCGGCGUGUCGGAGAAAGCUGGAAUCUUUGACUUACCCCCGGUGGAUUUCAAGGUAGAAAGUGGUUAUGGAGAUGAAGAUAGCUUCGAGAUGUACGGUGAUUUUACGGAAUCGGUGGUGAUUGAAACGCCGGUGAUGGCCGGCGAUUUGUUCUGCGGAUGGGUGCUUUGAGAUUGGUGAGAUUGAUUUGAAUCUCAGUACUGGAUUUUGGUAAUUUGUCUGGAUAUAUAUGUUUGUGCUUAAGCAUGCAUGUACUAUACCAACUUUCUAUAUUACUUUGUAGCUGUAUCCAUCUCUGCUGAAAUGCUGUGCUGAUUGGAAAACUUUUAU
Messenger RNA from Phalaenopsis equestris, 793 nucleotides. Its product is annotated as sigma factor binding protein 1, chloroplastic-like. The record is from RefSeq and is a predicted model, not a curated record. NCBI's taxonomy places the organism in Eukaryota, Viridiplantae, Streptophyta, Magnoliopsida, Asparagales, Orchidaceae. Bases 188 to 634 code for a protein of 148 amino acids. The transcript has a single exon.